UUUGCCAAACCACUGCCAGAAAGGAAGAUAAGCUGAGAAAGUAUAUUGCAUCACGUUACUGCCUGGAGGAGGAAAGGCACGGGAAGAGUCAUUCGCCGGGGGAAAAUGUAUUGUACAAAAAUAAGGCAAUCUCAGAAUACAGCUGUUCUCUGGAUCACUCUUGAAAAAUGCCAGCCAUCAAGAGCUUGAGCCGUGCUGUCAGGCAGGUGUUGCAGAAACCCGGCUGCGGCUGUCAGAUUGCUGUUGUGCCGGUUAGGUGUGUUGGUUUCUCACCCCGGCAAGUAACCUCAGACGCCAGCUUUCAUUCAGUAUCCUUCUCUGAAACAGACCAUCCACGGGUACUAAUUACAGGAGGACUAGGCCAGCUUGGAGUAGGGCUUGCUAAGCUCUUGAGGAAACGUUUUGGAAAGAACAAUGUGAUCCUAUCUGAUAUUAGAAAACCUCCCGACAAUGUCUUCCACAGUGGACCUUUUAUCUACUCAGACAUUCUGGACUAUAAGAAUCUUCGUGAGAUAGUGGUGAACAACCGGAUUACUUGGCUGUUUCACUAUAGUGCACUGCUCAGCGCUGUUGGAGAAGCUAAUGUCCCUUUGGCAAGAUCUGUGAAUAUCACUGGAUUACACAACAUUCUUGAUAUUGCUGCUGAGCACAGCUUGCGACUCUUUGUCCCCAGCACAAUUGGAGCUUUUGGACCCACCUCUCCUCGGGACCCAACUCCUGACCUCUGCAUCCAAAGACCAAGGACAAUUUAUGGUGUCUCCAAGGUUCACGCAGAGCUCAUGGGAGAAUACUACCAUUACAGAUAUGGCCUAGAUUUCCGGUGCUUGAGGUACCCGGGCAUUAUCUCAGCUGAUACUCAGCCUGGUGGGGGAACGACUGACUAUGCAGUCCAGAUCUUUCAUGAUGCCAUAAAGACUGGCCAGUUCAAGUGCAACCUUAAACCAGACACCCGUCUCCCAAUGAUGUACAUUGAUGACUGCCUGAGGGCUACUUUAGAGAUCAUGGAAGCCCCUGCUGAGCUGCUGAGCAUGAGGACUUACAACAUCAGUGCCAUGAGUUUUACUCCUGAAGAGUUGGUUCAAGAAGUCCGCAAGCAUAUUCCAGAGCUUCAGGUUGCCUACACUGUGGAUGCUGUCAGGCAAGCCAUUGCUGACAGUUGGCCAAUGAUUUUUGAUGAUAGCAACGCUCGCCGAGAUUGGAGAUGGAAACAUGACUACGACCUUCCAGAACUGGUGAAUACAAUGUUCAAUUUCCUUAGCUCUGUGAGCUCCAUUUCUAGAGUUGCCCGGGUCAACUGACUACUCUUCUCUGAUGCAGCCUCAAGUGAUUAAUUGACAGGACUUAGGCAAAACUGCAGCUUGUCCCUCGUCGGCUUCUGAGACUUGAAGUAAUACACCAUUGGGAUGUUUUCCACAUGUAUUCUGGGGCAGCCUCUUGUGCUCUUGGUUCACUUUGGUUCACUUUUCUUCCUUUUUGACAAAUUAGCUGAAUGCAGUCACCCAUGCUGAGAAUAGUUUUAAAGCACUUCUUAAUGCUGUAUCACUGUUGGGUAUUGCUUGAAAACUUAUUAUUUUACAAGAUGCAACUUGUUUUCUUGAAACUCCAGUUGUUCAUAGGAGGUACAGUCUUAUCUUACUCUUUAGGAUCCCAUGUCACAGGAUUUGAAUUGCUUACUGUACAAUUUUUUUUAAAAAGGCAGACUUAGAUGUCGUUCCAACCUGAACAUGUGGAGUGAAUGGAAAAUACAAGGAAGUCAUGAAAGAGGGAUUCUGCUAAGAGUAAGAAAUGCUUCUUAAUUCUGAUCAGUUCUCCCUAAAAAUGUCAUGGCUCCUGAAUUAACAUUUGAGGGAGGUACUGCAGAGUUGCAAAUUAUUUUGUACCUUGUCACAAGGACGUAGCCAGGAUUUUGGGAAGGGGGGGUCAAGACUAAGUGCCACCAUUUUGAGAGGUUAAGAGCCCCCCCCC
Sceloporus undulatus (fence lizard) is the source of this 1965-nucleotide messenger RNA. RefSeq names its product L-threonine 3-dehydrogenase, mitochondrial-like. Gene Ontology annotation, molecular function: L-threonine 3-dehydrogenase activity. The coding region runs from base 168 to 1298 and encodes 376 amino acids. NCBI's taxonomy places the organism in Eukaryota, Metazoa, Chordata, Lepidosauria, Squamata, Phrynosomatidae. The transcript has 9 exons. The record is from RefSeq and is a predicted model, not a curated record. Gene Ontology annotation, biological process: L-threonine catabolic process.